AAAAGGCUGAAGAAUAUGAAAAUACAGAAUUUUGUAAUAAAAGCGAAGGACUUAUGGCUGAAGAUAUAAGAAUUCCUUUUUACCCUUUCUUUAUUUUAUUAUCAAGCAUAUUACGGCUACCUGAAGAAACUACUAUGCUUGCUUCUAUUUAUUACCAUAAAUAUUAUCGAUGGCUAGAAAAAGUAAAUGAAGAUAAUUUAUUACGUUUGUUGGAUGAUUAUACAUUGGCUAUUGCAUCCCUUUCGCUUGCAUCUAAGGCAACUGAACAGUUUAGACGUAUGCGAGAAUUCCUUAUUCCUGCUUAUUCAAUAUUAAAUCCAACUAAACCGAGGCUAACUUUUCCCUCAGAGAUUUAUGAUUCUUUAAGAGAUUCAAUUGUCAAUGCAGAACUUCUUCUAUUAAGAAUUGUCAAAUUUGAUCUGAGAAUUAUACUUCCUUUUUCAUAUCUAGAAAAAGCACUUAAUCUAACUUUAACUACAUGGGAAGCAGAAAUUACCGAAUCUACUCUUCAUAGAGAUGCAUGUUUAAUGAAUACUGCUCUUGGACGCUAUGCACGUUGUUGCAUUAUGGAUGCCAUGUCAGAUUAUCGACUUUCAACACUGUAUGACCCACAAACAUUAUCAAGUGCUUGUUUAUGGUAUGUCCUUCGUGAUUUUAAAAUAUUCCCAGAAGAAAAAUUUAUACCGUGGGUUAUAUCUGUUACAGGAAAUACACAAAUACGUGAAGAUAUUCAAGAUGCUGUUGAUGACCUUAUUCAAUUAGAUUUGAAACGUUGUGUACGAAGAGGAAGUUCUGAUUUACAGAUGAAUAUAAGUAAAAGGCAAUAUUAUGAUAUACAGGACUAA
Molecule: messenger RNA, 845 nt
Organism: Pneumocystis murina B123
Lineage: Eukaryota; Fungi; Ascomycota; Pneumocystomycetes; Pneumocystales; Pneumocystaceae
Exons: 6
Coding region: 54-845 (263 amino acids)
Biological process (GO): regulation of transcription by RNA polymerase II
Cellular component (GO): nucleus
Molecular function (GO): cyclin-dependent protein serine/threonine kinase regulator activity
Source: RefSeq, a predicted model, not a curated record